Pararge aegeria (speckled wood butterfly) is the source of this 3585-nucleotide messenger RNA. It is a transcript of the gene gry, whose product is annotated as trafficking protein particle complex subunit 11. The transcript has a single exon. Lineage: Eukaryota; Metazoa; Arthropoda; Insecta; Lepidoptera; Nymphalidae. The record is from RefSeq and is a predicted model, not a curated record. The coding region runs from base 170 to 3481 and encodes 1103 amino acids. Gene Ontology annotation, cellular component: cytoplasm.
AAAAUAAAAAAGUGACGUUUCUUGGUUGACGUCUGACGAUGGGGUGUUGAGCUCGAUAAUUUUUAGAUUUGAUUAAUAAAUUGUAAAUAUUGUUGGGUGAUAUGAAAUAACAAUAUAAAUCAGAUUCUGAUACCUUCGGCCGUUCAGUUGACCCAGGUAAAGUACCACGAUGACUGCCCAGCCGAGCGAUAGCACGGAGUUUCCGCCAGAGAUUACCCUCAAACCCCUGGCGCUAAUCGGGCUGUCAGGCCUGGACACGAUAAAUAACGCAAUACACAAGACUAUAUGGGACGCCUUUUCCAACAAUCGCCGCCUCGACCGCGCCUCUGUUCAGUUUAAACUUCUACAUAACACCUUUGAAUUUCCUGUCAUUAAACCAAAAAGAAACUCCUACGAGUGGUACAUACCGAAGGGAAUAUUGAAAAAAAACUGGAUCCCAAAACGUGUCUCACUAAUACCUGCCGUCGUCGUCAUAUUUUACGAUAUGGAGUGGAAUGACCCACAGUGGAAUGAAAAAAUCAUUGAGUGUGCUUCGAGGGUGCAAUCAAUACGCGCUGCGGUGGAGGGACACGCCACCCGCGUCGCUGUGGUGGUCGUCCAGAGCGGUCUCUCUCCGCCACCCUCGGAGUACAUGCUUGGAGCUGAAAGAGCACAAGUGCUGUGCUCUGCUUGUGAAAUACAAUCUAAAUCAUUAUUCGUUCUACCUCACAGUGAUCAUCUGAUGGGCUACAUAGUGAGACUAGAGAAUGCUUUCUAUGAUAUUGCACAAAACUAUUAUCACCAUGAAACCAAGAACAUUAAACAGCACAGAGACCAUUUAAAUAAAACUACCCAUCAAUAUUUAUUUGUUAGACAUCAGUUCAAGCUGGGUUUCCUGAACGAGCUAAAGCAGGACCUGAGCACUGCACACAAGCACUAUAUGCAUGCUUACAACAAUUUGCUGGAGACACGACAGGUUGACACUAACAUACAUGAGAUCAGAACAGUUGCUGGCUACAUUAAUUACAAGCUGUGCAAGCUGCUCUUUGCACUGAACCUGGCCAGAGAUGCGAUAGCACAGCUCAAGUCCCACAUUGAACGGUAUAAAAAUAGAAUUGGACCUACUGAACUACUUUUUGAACACUAUGCUUGGAUAGCCAGACAAUAUAGUGCAUUUGGAGAACUUUUUGAUGAAGCAAUUGGAUUAGGGCUCCCUGCUAUUCAGUCUCAACACCCAGGGUUUUAUUAUCAGCAUGCUGCACAAUUUACAGUGAAAAGAAGGCAAGCUAUGCGCUCUGUCUGUUGUGAGGCCCUACAGUAUCCACCACCACCAGAUCCUAUGGAAGGUAUUGUGGAAUUUUAUGGUCAGAGGCCCUGGAGGCCAGGGAGGCUUAGUGCUGAUCCUCAUGACCCUCAAAAAGAGCAGGCUGCUGUACUAGCUUUGCAGUACAAUGAGAGAGUUUUUAAUCACUCUGGAAUGAUUAUCAGUUUCCUUAGUAGUGCCAUCACCCAGUUCAAGACUUUUCAUUCGCCCCGGAUGAGAAAGCAGCUAGUGGUUGAAAUGGCAAAUGAAUAUUAUUAUUGUGCAGACUAUGGUAAAGCACUUACACUUUUGACUCAUAUGCUUUGGGAUUACAGAAGAGAGAAAUGGUGGUUCCUGGCCUCCCAUGUGUUGAACAGAGCUUUGCAAUGUGCCUACUUAUCUGCAAAAAUUCAAGAUUAUAUCCAGCUCUCUAUAGAGGCACUCUCAAGACACAUUCAAGUGCCAAAUAAUGAUAAGGACAGGAUAUUUAGGAAUGUUAUGUCUGUUCUCAAUCUGAACAUUCCAGCGCCUGAGCCGGAUCUUCCUGCUUCUUCUCAGAGCAGAGCAUUGGAGCUUUGGCAGAUGGCUAUCGAAAAAGAGCCUAUGACAGUCAUUAUUGACAUGAUGAAUAUAUCAAGUUUCCUAGAAGUAAAGACAAAAUUUACACAAGUGAAGUAUAGAAUGGAUGAUACAAUUGAAGUUGAAUUAUUUGUGCGUCUCACUUAUAACACUACUCUUCAAGCAAAGGCAGUUACCCUUACAAUUGCCACAAAUACAGAAACCAUUGAAAUUCCCAUAGUGGAUAAUGAAACCUCAAUUGUUAAAUUAGAAGGUGAUAAGGUGAAAAGGUUCUCAUGUCAAUUUAAAUCAAAUCCACAUGAUAUUGGAUCCAAUUUGAGUAUUAAAAAUGUAUCAUUUAUUCUUGAUAAUGAAAGGAGAAGAAAGGUUAUAAUGAAUUUUAAAAUUGAAGAAAAUAAAUCCAUAGAACCAACCAUACAUCCUGAGCUGCUUCACUUCAUAUUAAGUCCUAAAAGUGACUAUGAAUAUGAUUGUAUAGUGCCCAUGAACACCACCAGUAUCACAAGUAGGGAAUGUAGAUUGUCUAUAGAAAUUGAAAAUGCAGUUCCUGCACUCCAGGGGGAAUGGUUUCCAACAACCUUCAAAGUGAUCAAUAAUGAAGACAGUUUGGUUUAUGAUAUGACAAUAGCUCUUUCACUUUUAAGCUCCCCAGAUAACCCAAAUCCUGAAACUGUCACUGAAUUGAGUUUUAAACAUGGUGAACCACAGCCUCAACCUCUUAAAUUCCAAGUAGGAAAUGUGGACAAAGCUUCCACUUACUCCAACACAUUCUUCUUGAAGACCAACAGGACUGCAACAGCAACUGUACAAUUAAGAGUGACAUACAAUAUUGACUUCCAAGAAACACCAAAGCUUCAGUGUGUUAAAGAUUUUACUACAAAAAUUACAGUCAUAAAGCCAUUUGAAGUAUCCACAAAAUUUGUAGAGCUGAGUUUUAUGCCAAUCACCAAAUGCUUUGUAGAUGAUCCUUUUAUAGUAAUGCCUGAAAUAAAAAUUCUAAGUCCAUGGGAUUUACUUAUUUUAGAUACUGAGUUAGAGACAGUGGAUUGCUUUGGGUAUGGGGAUCAUAAAAAACCAACAUCUUGUAUUAGUAACUUACAGGUGGCUGAAAAAAACAUAGCAUCUGAUGCCAUAUCUGUGCAGGCAAAGUACAAACCAAAAGACCCACCCACAAGAGUAGGGUUAUACAACAUCAUGUGGAGGCGGAAAAGUAACACUUGUGGUCACUGUGUGAUGAGCACCACUGCACUAUCAGGGAUAGCAAUAGAAGAAUGUCCUAUUUCCAUUGAAGUCAAUUAUCCAGAAGUAGUAGAACUAAUGACUUCUGUUCCACUGAAGUGUAGACUAACUGGUAGAACUGAUGUUCCUAUCAGGCUCAGCCUGACAGUGGAAGGAACUGACACUUACAUAUUCUCUGGGUAUAAGAAGUUUUCUGUGACAGUUCCACCAAAAGACAAGUUUGAGUUGUGUUACAAUAUUCUACCUCUAGUGACGGGUAACACUAUUCCACCAAGAUUAAAAGCUACAGUCCUAGGUGACAACACAAGGCAGGAAGUAAUAACAGAAAUAUUUGAGAAAAACUUUCCUAGAAAUAUAUUUGUUAUGCCUAAAUAUAAAUGAAUUAAAUGUAUUAAAUUGUUAGUCAUUUCAAUUGAGAUUUGUAAAUAGUUUGAACAAAUAUGUAAUUAUAAUUUGGUUUCCUGUAACUAAUUAUUAUAAUUCUU